AUGGUUGAUGAUGAAUCUAGGGUAAGUUGUGGAGCGCGCGUUCUUCUUGGCAAGUUCCGCAACCUGGAGCAUGAUCUGGAUGGUCUUCGUGAGCAGCUUGAUGAAGAGUGUGAAGCCAAGGCUGAUGCCAACCGCCAACUGUCCAAGGCUUAUGCAGAGGCUCAGAUGUGGCGCUCUAAGUAUGAAUCAGAGGGCGUUGCCCGUGCUGAAGAGAUUGAGGCUGCCCGCCUGAAACUUGCCGCUCGCCUCGAGGAAGCUGAGCUGCAGAUUGAACAACUCAAUGUCAAGAACAUGCAACUGGAGAAGGCCAAGGGACGCAUCAUUUCCGAAAUCGACGAGAUGCAGAUGCAGGUAGAGCGUGCCCAAGGUCUGGCUAAUGCUGCUGAGAGGAGGCAGAAGGACUUCGACAGAGUUGUUAAUGAGUGGAAGAUCAAGGUUGACCAACUGGCCACUGAACUUGAUGCUUCCCAGAAGGAAUGUCGCCAGUACUCCACUGAGCACUUCCGCAUUAAGGCCGUGUAUGAGGAAAACCUGGAACACCUGGACUCUGUUCGUCGUGAGAACAAGGGUCUCGCUGAGGAGAUCAAGGACCUGAUGGAGCAGAUCAGUGAGGGUGGCCGCUCUCUUCAUGAGAUUGAAAAGAACGCCAAGCGUUUCGAGAUCGAGAAGGAGGAGCUCCAGGCUGCUCUUGAGGAGGCCGAAGCUGCCCUUGAACAGGAAGAGAACAAGGUUCUUCGUGGUCAGCUGGAGCUGAGCCAAGUCAGGCAAGAGAUUGAUAAGCGCAUUCAGGAGAAGGAGGAAGAGUUUGAUGCUACUCGGUGAGUAUUAGUAAAUGUCUAGUACUUUA
This is a messenger RNA of Penaeus vannamei (Pacific white shrimp), 847 nucleotides long. The record is from RefSeq and is a predicted model, not a curated record. NCBI's taxonomy places the organism in Eukaryota, Metazoa, Arthropoda, Malacostraca, Decapoda, Penaeidae.